Molecule: messenger RNA, 1781 nt
Organism: Ruditapes philippinarum (Manila clam)
Lineage: Eukaryota; Metazoa; Mollusca; Bivalvia; Venerida; Veneridae
Product: gastrula zinc finger protein XlCGF57.1-like
Source: RefSeq, a predicted model, not a curated record
GCAGAAGUGAUAACAUUGUUGGAAAUAUGACAACCACAGCAAGCGAGAUUACCGUGCAGAACCAGACCAGCGUUCAUGAUGUUGAAGCAUUGGUUCAAGCCGCUGUCAGUGUUCUCACAAAUGACAUGCAGAUUGCCACACAUGACCAUGGUCAUGUUGUACAAGAUGCAGAACAUGGCACCGUACAACUACUUGUUGACACAUGUACCAGUAACAACAUCCAGGAGAGACUGUAUAUGUGCACUGACUGUAACCUAGCAUUUUAUGGGGAGCAGGGUGAACAGGAAUGGCACUGGCACCUUAAACAACAUAAACCAUUCAAAUGUGACCUUUGUUCGGAAGCUUAUGAAGAUCGAGAAUCCCUGAAAACCCAUGUACGAACUCACUCGAUACAGAUGCCAUUUGUAUGUGACAAGUGUGGUUCAGCGUACAGUCUGAAGAACAAUCUCACCCAGCAUAUGAAGACACAUGAGGAUAAAUUAUACCAGUGCGGGGAAUGUGAUGUUCUCUUUAAGUCACAGGUGAACUUGGAGAAACACCUAAGACUUCAUACAGGUGCAGUCACUGUGUUCACCUGUGAGACUUGUAAUAAGAAGUUCUCCCAUCAGAAGAACCUUGUUCAGCAUAUGAAGAUUCAUCAGGGAAAUAGUGGCAAACAGUUUAAAUGUCCAGAGUGUCCUGCCGCCUAUAGUUACAAGUGCCAUCUGUCCAGACAUCUUAUUAUACAUACAGGAGAAAAACCUUACAAAUGUAAGUUCUGUGGAAAAGCUUUUAAUCGGAAUGCUCAUCUAAUACGUCACAGAAAGAUGCACAGUGGUGGCGAAAAAGAAUGGAAAUGUGAACAUUGUGGCUUUGCGUUCUGGGAAAAGGGUGACCUUGUACGACAUAUAAAAUCACACGAAGGAAACCGACCUCUAAAAUGUGAUUAUUGUGAGCAGACAUUCGUAUGGAAGCGUUACCUAUUGAAGCACUUAAACAAUUAUCAUAAGGCAGAUGACAAACAUUUCUGUAAGACUUGUCUUGAAUGUUUACCCUCGGAGGAGGAUCUGGUGGAACACGAGGCUAACAAUCACGCUAAUAAGAGGGCACUGACUCAUAAAUGUGAAAUAUGUGAGAUGGAGUUUCAUUUUAAAUAUAAAUUAGACGAGCAUAUGUACCAGCAUACAGGCGAGAAAGCUCAUGCUUGCGAGAAAUGUCCAGAGAGAUUUAUUUCCAGAAAAGAUCUGGACAGACACAUGAUUGAUCAUCAACAAGAGGUGUCGUUUCGUUGUAACACUUGCGAGAAGACUUUUUCUACAAUAGAUGAGCUACAGUCUCAUGUCAAGUUGCACACAGGUAACGCCAAAUAUUCCUGCUCGCUCUGUCAUGCCUCGUUUCGAUGGAAGAGUCAACUGACUAGUCACAUGGUCGUUCAUUCUGCAGAUCGUGACUUCAAAUGCACAUUCUGUGCGCGUAAAUUUAAGCGCAAGCGGGACCUGAUUCGGCAUGUAAAGAUUUAUCAUGAUACCAAGCCGCCAUACACUUGCACUGAGUGUAACAAAGAUUUACACUCUCCUUAUAACCUGAUGUUGCAUAAAACUGAAACGCACUGGAAAGAGACAGAUAUUGAACCAGGCAAAUUUCCUUGUAUCAAUUGUACUGGGGUUUUUGGGCUUCAAUCUGAUCUUCAGAGGCAUUUAGAAAAGGUUCAUCCUCCCAGGCCUAACAUUUGCAUUUUGUGUAUGAAACGAUUCACUCUUUUCAAAUUUUUUACAAAAACAUUUUGAGACUAAGCAUGAAGG